Molecule: messenger RNA, 1359 nt
Organism: Lentinula edodes (shiitake mushroom)
Lineage: Eukaryota; Fungi; Basidiomycota; Agaricomycetes; Agaricales; Omphalotaceae
Product: ribosomal RNA assembly protein mis3
Exons: 7
Coding region: 109-1173 (354 amino acids)
Cellular component (GO): small-subunit processome; nucleolus
Molecular function (GO): RNA binding
Source: RefSeq, a predicted model, not a curated record
AUAGUCGCCGAAAAGAUAAACCAUGGGAUACCGAUGAUAUCGACCAGGUUCAGUUUUGGACCAAUCAUCCUUUACUGACUCCACGCAUAGUGGAAAAUAGACCCGUUUAUGCCCGCGGAUAACAAAGCCGGUGCAUUUGCUGAAGAAUCAUCUUUUGCGACACUUUUCCCGAAAUAUCGUGAAAAGUAUCUGCGUGAAGUUUGGAGUGCAGUGACUCGGGCUUUAGAAGCACACGGUGUAGCAUGUACCCUUGAUCUCGUUCAUGGCUCCAUGUCAGUUCGCACUACUCGAAAAACCUACGACCCCUACAUCAUCCUCAAGGCCCGGGACCUCAUCAAGCUCCUCUCCCGUGGUGUUGCUGUGACACAAGCCGUGAAGAUUUUGAACGACGAUAUAUCGUGUGAUAUCAUCAAAAUCGGGAAUUUGGUCCGGAAUAAGGAGCGGUUUGUGAAGAGACGACAGAGGAUCAUUGGACCAGACGGCAGUACAUUGAAGGCUAUCGAGCUGUUAACACAAUGCUACGUGCUAGUACAAGGAAGCACUGUCAGCGUCAUGGGCCCACACAAAUCGCUCAAGGAGGUGCGACGGAUAGUCCUCGAUUGCAUGAAGAAUAUACAUCCCAUCUAUCGUAUCAAAGAGCUCAUGAUUCGGCGCGAACUAGCAAAAGAUCCAAAGCUCGCCACAGAAUCCUGGGACCGUUUCCUACCUCAAUUCCGUAAGAACCAUCUCAAGACAUCCGACAAGACUGCAAAGAAGAACGAGAGGCUCGAAGCAAAGAAUGCUGCGCGGACAGCUGCUGGCCUCCCGAUAGAAUCUUCAGCUGAUGUGGCAGCGAAGAAAAAAGUGUAUACGCCGUUUCCUCCAGCGCAGCUUCCGAGAAAGGUCGAUCUCCAGCUCGAAUCUGGAGAGUAUUUCCUCAAGAAACACGAGAAGAUUGCGAAGGAGAGUGCUCAACGGAGACAAAAACAAACCGAAAGUAUGGAAAAACGUCGUGCAGAGCGCGCGGAAGCUUUCGUGGCACCGGCAGAAGAUGCUGCGCCGACUGUAGAAGAGAAGAGGAAGCGGAAGCGGAAGGAUAUGGGAUCAGAGAUGACGAGGGAUCAGCAAGAGGCGGUUGGUACGAAGAAGUCAAAGAAGAAGAAACACAAGGUGGAGGAGGAGGAGGAGAAAUGAGACUGAUUUUCGAUUGUCUCCAUGUUUACAGAAGAGUAUCAGCCUCAACCUCUUGCCAUUAGUUAACGUACCUUGUUGAACUGCGUGUCGUUCCCAUAUUCAAGGGACAAUGCUUACUUAGAAGAGUUGCGAAGUGGACAAACGUUUUUCAAGGGUUACUGCCGGACCGGCGCAAUUCGAUCGUUA